Messenger RNA from Zasmidium cellare ATCC 36951, 747 nucleotides. RefSeq lists its product as uncharacterized. Gene Ontology annotation, cellular component: membrane. The transcript is spliced from 2 exons. Bases 1 to 747 code for a protein of 248 amino acids. Gene Ontology annotation, biological process: vesicle-mediated transport. The record is from RefSeq and is a predicted model, not a curated record. NCBI's taxonomy places the organism in Eukaryota, Fungi, Ascomycota, Dothideomycetes, Mycosphaerellales, Mycosphaerellaceae.
AUGGCUUCCGGCUCAGCUCCAGCGACACCCCUCCUCUACGCCUGCAUCGCCCACGGUAACACCAUCUUGACCGAACACACCGCCUCCGCCGCGUCCGGCACCUCCAACCUCGCCUCCCUCGUCCUCCCCAAAAUCAGCCACGACACCGCCGAGAAACGCACCUACACCCACAACGACAACUUCAUCCACUACAUCGCCGACAGCGCGCCCUCUUCCUCCGAUCCCGCGUCUCUCUCCGCCGCUGGCCUUACAUAUCUCGUCGUAUCCAAAGCUGACCUUGGCCGGCGCAUUCCCUUUGGCUUUCUUGUUGAGAUCAAGAAACGCUUCCUCACCUCUUACGACCCGGAGCGCACAACCUUCUCCUCAUUAUCCGCAUAUGGCGCGGCGGCGUUUAAUGUGCAGCUCAAGAACCUGAUGGUGGAGUACGGAACGACGAAAGCCGGACAGGAUGAUGCAGUGAAGAAUGUACAAGGCGAGAUUGAGAAUGUGCGGGGGAUCAUGACGGAGAACAUCGAGAGGGUGUUGGAAAGAGGAGAGAGGAUUGAUUUGUUGGUGGAUAAGACGGAUCGGUUGGGUGGGAGUGCGGCCGAUUUUAGGGUUAGGAGUCGGGGGUUGAGGAGGCAGAUGUGGUGGAAGAAUGUGCGGUUGAUGGUGCUUUUGGUGGUGGUUAUUGUCUUUUUGAUAUACCUGUUUGUUGGGUUUGGGUGUGGACUGCCGGCUUGGGGCAAGUGUGUUGGAAGAGGAUGA